AUGAUAAAUGAUUUAGCAUUCAAUUCAGAUUACUCGUCGAUAUCAGUAUCGACAGACGAAGGUCACAAAAUCUUCAAUUGUGAACCUUUUGGUGAGCUUUAUUCGUCUGAUGAAGUUCCACUUCGAAAAUCUAUAUCAAACUCUUUAGACGAUAACGAUGAUGAUAACAAAGGGCCAACUACUUCAUCAACAGUGAGCUUGAAGAACGAAUUGGGGGAAGAUACGGAUCAUAAUGGGAACUACCCCACCUUGUUUUUGAGAAUGUUGUAUUCAACUUCAUUGACGAUUAUUGUACCCAAGAGGGCAGAUAAUAAACUAUUAAAGAUAUUCAAUUUAAAACAAAAUUUGAAAAUUAUUGAUCUAGAGUUCAAUGCAAGUAUAAUAGAUGUGAAGCUUAAUCGGAAAAGAUUGGUAGUAGUUUUGCAAAAUGGAGAGGUUCACAUUUACGAUUUGAGCUGUAUCAAGCUUAUUAAGAUACUACGACUACAUUUUGAUAAGCCAAAUACCUGCGAGUUUAUUGGCGACUUGAGUGCAAAGGACGUUUCUUGGCUAGCUAUACCGAUGAGUUUGAUAAUGGAGAGCUCAGAUUUGUUCGGUUCAAGUUUAAGUUUAAGCGAUGCCAAUCUGUCUGUUACACUAAACUCUAAAGAUGCACUGGUGGUGGAUCACUUUUACUUUGAUGAGUAUCUCAAGAUGACACCCAAAAAUUCACAUAGUAAUGGGCUCUUAAACAAGUCACAAAUAUCUUUGAAAGAUAUGCAAAGUGAGGGGGGCGGAUGGGUACUUAUAUUCGAUACCAUCAAUCUUCGGCCUGUCAUAAUAUUCAAGGCCCAUGACUCUGCCAUUGCCAAGAUUACAAUGUCAAGCAAUAGCUACAAAUUAGCAACUGCAUCAGUGAAGGGAACUAUAUUACGUGUAUUUGAUUUGCAAAUACCAGAUGAUGGAGACAAAGCGGAAAUAAUUCUGGUGAAAAACCUACGCCGUGGUCAUAAUUUAACGAAGAUCAACUCAAUGAGCUUCCACAAUGAUGACCGUAUUUUAGGAUGCGGAUCUGAGUCAAUGACUAUUCAUUUGUUUGAGCUAGCGGGAAUGCGAAAUGGAGACGAUAGGGGAAAUGACCCUCCCGCCACUACACAAGGGCGGAACUGGAACGAUAGUUUUAGUGAUUACGAUAAUCAAAGCGACGGGGAAGGAAAUAGGUCGUCAUCGGAAGAUUUAAAUGAGAGCUUGGCUAACUUGCUACUUUCAAAGCCCAUUGAGGAGAAAACCAAAGUUGGGGCAGAUCAAGAGGGGGAGCAUCAUUUGAAAAGCAAAUCCUGGUUUAGCAAGACUAGGAAGAAAUUUACCGAGAAUGUGUAUACUAACUCAGUGUUUCAAAAGAUACCAUAUAAGGAUUACUUUGAGAAUUUGAUUUGGGAACCACCAAAACGUUCAUUUGCUUUUAUCAAAGUUCCUGAACAUACUGUGACAAAUGAGAAAUCGAGUUGUAGUAAAUUCCAAAUCGGAUUUUGUGGAAACAUUGUGUAUAUUGCAUCAUAUCGAUCUGGUAUAUUUUACCAGUAUCAAUUACCGAAAAAGAAAAUUGUUAAUAGAAGCGGUGGUGCUUCAUUGGAGAAUCAAGAAGAGAAUGAAAAGAGAGGAAAGUGCAUUUUGCUUGGAGAAUAUAGCCUAAGCUAA
Lodderomyces oxycetoniae is the source of this 1677-nucleotide messenger RNA. RefSeq lists its product as uncharacterized. The transcript has a single exon. Lineage: Eukaryota; Fungi; Ascomycota; Pichiomycetes; Serinales; Debaryomycetaceae. The record is from RefSeq and is a predicted model, not a curated record. Gene Ontology annotation, biological process: protein localization to phagophore assembly site; nucleophagy; autophagy of mitochondrion. Gene Ontology annotation, molecular function: phosphatidylinositol-3-phosphate binding; phosphatidylinositol-3,5-bisphosphate binding; protein binding. Gene Ontology annotation, cellular component: extrinsic component of membrane; phagophore assembly site membrane; cytosol. Bases 1 to 1677 code for a protein of 558 amino acids.